AUGCUAACACUAAUUUCAGUUUGUUCGUAUUUGUACUACGUGCACAAAGAUUCCAUAUUAAGUUUUGUGGGAUUAAGUAGCGGGGAAGAUCAAAACAUGAAUCAACAAAAUAAGGAAAGAGCUAUAAUUGAUAAAAAAAAAGUUAAAGUAAAAAAAUCUAUAAAAGGAGAACGAACGUGUUUGUCCGAUUCUGACAUGCGUAGGAAAAAGUAUAUCUUAAGGACAUACAGCGACGUUGAUUUUCAUAUAAAAUUACAUAGAAAAAAAAAAUAA
Messenger RNA from Plasmodium gonderi, 273 nucleotides. Its product is annotated as conserved Plasmodium protein, unknown function. Bases 1 to 273 code for a protein of 90 amino acids. NCBI's taxonomy places the organism in Eukaryota, Apicomplexa, Aconoidasida, Haemosporida, Plasmodiidae. The record is from RefSeq and is a predicted model, not a curated record. The transcript has a single exon.